Molecule: messenger RNA, 1083 nt
Organism: Adineta ricciae
Lineage: Eukaryota; Metazoa; Rotifera; Eurotatoria; Adinetida; Adinetidae
Source: the annotation of a GenBank genome assembly
AUGCAUUUCGAUACAAGACUAUUGAUUCGAUAUUUACUAUUGACAAUCAAUUUAAUUAGUUGCUUUUGUCAACAUUCGGAUGAAAGUAGUUAUUAUUCAUUAAUUGAAUUUCAUCGUGGUGGACCAUUAACAACUGUGAUAUUAUCAUCACCACAUGGUGGCUUUCUUGGCGCUAACCUAAGCUCAAUUCAAAAAGGAAAAUCAUCAAUUAAUGACAUAUCAAUCGCACCAUUAGUCCAACUACCUAUCGGUGGUUGUUAUAACAAUACUUUAGAUCGUUGUGUCUAUACAUUACGAGAUUGCUUAAGAUCAGAUGGGAACAAUGGUGAUCAAAUGUCUUUUCAUCCUGAUGCACGUUGUAUUAUUGACCGAAGUUCAACAUCAGCUAUGUAUUCAUUAACCAAAGCUAUUGCUGAAGUCUUUCCAUUGGAACGUCGUCCGUAUACAAUUUUAAAUAAAUUAACUCGUCAAUACGUUGAUCCAGCAGAAGAUUUACUCGCUGGAACAUUUCUACUCGAGAGUGCAACGCGUGUUUAUAUGGAUUAUCAUCGUUUAAUCGCAAUUUCCAAAGAAGCAAUACGUUCAUCAUCAGCGAGUCUUUUCAUUGAAUUCGUUUUUCAUAAAAAUUCACAAACUGUUCAACUUGGCUAUGGUUUCGACAUAAGUCGAUCAUCAGCUAUAACUAAACCGUCCCAAUCAACUAUCAAUGAACUUAUCUCUCGUUCAGGUUCGAAUGUGAUCAAAGGCAAUCAUUCGUUGGCUUACUUCUUACAACGGAAUGGAUUUCAAUUUGUCGUUCCCUUGGAACAACAACGUCAAAGUGUCCAUCGCACAUCCACUCAUUCCACCCGAACACAUGCGGAUCAACGAUGUAAUACGAUCGUAUUUUCAUACCCAAUUGAACGUUUAAGAACUCAUACUCUCAAAUUAGAAGCAAAUCGUAUCGCUAAGGCUAUCGAACAAUUUCUCCAAACAAAUCGUUUUAAAUCGAAUUUAUCGAUGUGUUUAUCUUUGACCAAUCCUCUCAAUAUACUAUUCUUGUUAUUCUUCUCACAAACCUUUCUCUAUUAUGUAUAUUUAUGA